Molecule: messenger RNA, 2457 nt
Organism: Peromyscus maniculatus bairdii (prairie deer mouse)
Lineage: Eukaryota; Metazoa; Chordata; Mammalia; Rodentia; Cricetidae
Gene: Dmkn
Product: dermokine
Biological process (GO): cornified envelope assembly
Source: RefSeq, a predicted model, not a curated record
CACUGAACUUCAGAAGAGACCAAGAAAGGCCACCUCUCUCCUGUUUUCAUGCCCCUGAGCACGCUGGCUUCCCCAGGAUGGCUCCUCUAUUAUUGUGGCUCCCUCUCCUUACACCCUUGGGGUCUCACCUGCUUGUGAGUCCUGUUUCCUAAGUACCCCCGCCCUGACACCUCCAGAAGACAUCAACACCCAUCUCCUCGGAUGCUCCUGUCCCCACCCUGUGCCCCAAAUUCCUGAGGUUAGGCAACUGGAACACUUUUUGCAUCCGUCUCACCUAGCCUUCCCCCUCCCUGAUGUCCGGCUCUCUCUGUUUCAACACAGGCUCUCACUCACAAUUAAGCUUCAUUACCUUAUCGGUGGAUAGGCCCUGAGUCACUGGAGGAGGGAUCCUGGACUGCCCAGCCCUGCUACCUUCUCGGAACCUACAGUAUAAGGGGCAGUGGCAAGAAGGAAGCCUCUGGAAAGCAGGGGAGCUGGGAACAGAGAGAGGAGGCUGUGGGUCCUGAGGGAGGUGGAGUCAGAAGCAGAGAGAACAAGGCAGGAGGUCCCAUAGUCCAGAGGAAGAGAGAAGGAACAAGAAACAGAUUGGGCUGUAAAGAUCCUGAGGGGAGAGAUGAAGCUCCGGGGGUCCCUGGCCUGCCUGCUGCUGGCCCUCUGUCUGGGAAGCGGGGCAGCUAGCCCACUGCAGAGCGGAGGCGAGGGCACGGGCUCAAGUGCCGCAGAAGGGGUGGGCGAUGCCAUCGGAGAGGCUGUGGGCGAGGGGGCGAAGGAAGCAGCCAGCUCUGGGAUCCAGAACGCCCUUGGCCAGGGGCACGGCGAGGAAGGUGGCUAUGCACUGAGGGGGGCCAGAGGGGACGCUUUCGACCACAGGCUCGGGGAGGCAGCUCGAUCUCUGGGGAAUGCUGGGGACGAGGUCCGCAGACAGGCUGAGGAUGUCGUUCGACGUGGGAUGGAUGCUGCCCACAACUCCGGGUCUUGGGGGACGUCUGGAGGCCAUGGAAUGUUUGGCUCUCAAGGUGGUGCUGGAGGCCAUGGCAAUCCCGGUGGUCAAGGGACCCCCUGGGCCUCAGAAGGCAACUUUGGAACCAACUCUCAGGGUGGCUCUGUGGGUCAGGGUGGUGACGGCAGGUCAUUCAACUAUGAGACCAAUGCUCAGGGAGCUCUGGCUCAGCCUGGCUACGGGUCGGUGAGAGGCAACAACCAAAACUCCGGGUGUACCAACCCCCCACCAUCUGGCUCCCGUGAAAGCAACUAUGAGGGAAGCAGCAGUGGUGGCGGCAAUGGUGGCGGCAAUGGUGGCAGCAAUGGUGGCCACGGCAGCAACAGCGGCAAUAGCCAUGGCGGCGGCAGCCACGGCAACAGUGGCCACGGCAGCAGCCACGGCAGCAGCGGCCAAGGCAACAGCGGCAGCGGCAGCGGCAGUUCUGGUUCCCGGGAAAUAGAGACGUCUAAUUUUGAUGAAGGCUAUUCAGUCUCCAGGGGAACUGGCUCGUCCUCGGGCAGCAGAGGUGGAAGCGGCGGUGGAAACAAACCUGAGUGUGACAACCCAGGGGAUGAUGAGCGCUCGGCCGGAGGAUCCAGGAGCCAGGAAAGCAGAGAAAGCAGCCGUCUCCUUGGGGGCUCCCACGACUACCAGGAGCAUGGGUCCAAUGGGAAUGGUGAAUACAAUGAAGCCGUCAGUGGACUCAAAGCUGUGAACUCCGACCCGUCUUCCUUGCCCUUCAACUUUGACAGUUUCUGGGAGAAUUUUAAAUCCAAGUUGGGUUUCAUUAACUGGGAUGCCAUAAACAAGGGCCGCCUCCCGCCCCCCAGCACGCGAGCCUUGCUCUACUUCCGCAGACUCUGGGAGAAUUUCAAACGCAAAACUCCCUACUUCAACUGGAAACAGAUUGAGGACUCAGAUCUAUCAUCACUGCAGAAGAGGGCAGGGGGCGCUGAUCAGUUUUCUCAGCCUGAAGCAGCGAGACAAGAGCUGUCAGCUGUCACAGCCAAGAACUACUACAAUAACCCGCAGGGGAAUCCUACUUACAACUGGCAAUACUAUGCCAAGACCACUCCCAAGGGAGGAGUCACGCCUUCAUCAUCCUCGGCUUCCCGGGCACAGCCUGGCCUGCUGAAGUGGCUGAAGUUUUGGUAGAAAAUUUCUUCUAGCCACUGCUGACACUUCAUGAACACAGGUCUUCAGGGAGCUUGAUUGUACUUACCCACAGUCCUCUCUGCUGGGACAGGGCUACCUGGGUGUUGACAACCCCCACAUCAUCCCACCUAGGGACCUGGUUUACCUGUUCUCAUCCUCCUCAUUUGGCUGUGGUGUCUCGGAGACAAACCAGCCUCGUUGGAUAACCAGCCAGUGUCUUCCCCUUCUCCCGUUUGUGACGGGGAAGUUCCCAUAAUGCACUAGGAACUUCCUGCUUUCAAGCUUCUCCGUGGAAAUAAAACACGACUUUGUUUUCCCAA